Molecule: messenger RNA, 7815 nt
Organism: Haliotis rufescens (red abalone)
Lineage: Eukaryota; Metazoa; Mollusca; Gastropoda; Lepetellida; Haliotidae
Product: techylectin-5B-like
Exons: 2
Coding region: 581-1852 (423 amino acids)
Source: RefSeq, a predicted model, not a curated record
UUUGAUUGGCCACGUCAAUGUACACUCGGUCAUUCAUGAAUGAAAGCCUUGGCAAGGUCCACCCAUGACAGGGCCUCCAUUCAAUCCCUCCAAGAUGUGGAGUCGUGACAAGCACCAGCUGGGAUAGACCGAAAGAAAAAAAGGAGGGACAGAUAUAGAUGGAUGGAGGAUUGUAGAGAGUAAACAGUCGUGAGUUGAGUGUUCACCUGUUACCUGAUCCCACCCCCAGGGAGAAAAUGACUCUAAGUGAUGUUAACACCUUCUUAAAUUAGGAAAAAGUGGUGUAAAAAAAAUGUUGGGAAUUUUAAGGGUGUCCAGUUGCUAGGGUAAAACAGCUGUCAGAACUAACACUUUCCAGCCCGAGUUUUACUCUCAAUUAAAAGCAGCAGCAGGUUUUGCAAUUCAGGCUGAAUUUUUCUGUGUUGGUAUAUAGAGCUGAGCCAGCUUGCAUACUCAGCAGUUCGCCUCUGACUGCCGUACAGCUAGGGUGAGUGAGAGUCGGGAGGGGGAGAAGAGCUGAGGGGGAACCAGGAGCCAACUCCAGGUGAGAUAACGACAGGUGAACCACAGGGAACUCACGAUGAAGCCAGGUGUCAGCGGUGUUCACUCCGGGGUGGUGAUGCUGAUGACAGUGUUGAUACUGAAGUCCAACGGCAUGGCAACAAGGCAACAGCGAGCAUCCACAAAGACCCCUAAUUGUGAAUAUGUCUUUGUGGUUAAUGAGUUUGACACUUCCAAGUGCCCUGCUCUGGGUAACCAAGCCUAUCAGGCAGAUUCUUACCCUGCUUCACAUAACGGACAAAUGCCGAGGGUAUCACAGGGUGGAAAGAAUAUCGACAAUCUGUCAUCGAAAAUGCGUGACAUGGAGACAAGGCUUUUUGAUGAGAUGGUGAAAAAUCGAGAAUUAAAUUCAACCCUCUCCCGACACGAACACAUGUUAAAACAUGCCAUAGAACUGCUCCAUGCGUACAAGUCCAACUUCUCCAGUAUAUUCCGGACAAUGAUGUACAUGGAGACGAAGCUGAAACAUCAACGCAGCAUGAGCAGAAGCCUCAAUCACAAACUGUCUAACGUCAUUCUGGAUGUGGUGGAGGUGAACAAUGUGCUAACAAAGAAAGUUCCAACAGCAGACAGAACCGUCCAGGAUAAGGCAAUAUCAGUGGAAAGUGUGGCAAGUGUCCGGUCCUGUCCGGGAAUAACUGACCGGUCAAAAGUUUACAAAGACUGUGCCACUGUGUAUGCUCAGGGUAUCAAGAAGAGUGGUGUGUACUACAUCAAGCCAACCUGUGCAGCGUGCCCGGUACCAGUCUGGUGUGAUAUGGACACGCCCCCUGGUGGCUGGCUCGUCAUACAGCGCCGCAAAGAUGGCAGCACCUCCUUCAACCGCAACUGGCAGCAGUACAAGCAAGGCUUCGGAGAUGUUUCUCAGGAACACUGGAUGGGCAAUGACAACCUCUUUCUCAUCUCAAACCAAGACCAUUACGAACUCAGAGUUGACUUAUGGGACUUCGAAGGAAACCGUGUGUACGCCAUCUAUCGCACUUUCAAAAUCGAUGGUGAGAGGGACAAGUAUCGGCUUCAUAUUCAUAAUCACGCCGGCAGUGUUAAAGACAGUCUGUACCGCCAUAAUCGCAUGAUGUUCAGUACAUAUGAUCAGGACAAUGACGCUCGUCAUGAAGCUCACUGUGCCCGUGAGUGGGAGGGGGGAUGGUGGUACAAUAACUGCUGGUUUGCCCUUCUUAACGGACCCCACCAUAAUCAGUCGAAUGUGCCAUGGCGGGGCAUGGCAUGGAACCACUGGAAACGGGAACAGCUCGCUCGGACUGAGAUGAAGAUUCGCCCUUCAGACUGAGUUGAUAUUUGGGUCAAGGUCACUGUCAGCCUUUGCUUGCUCGAACUGUGAUGUUUGGCCAACAGAUUGAGUUGACCUUUGACUCAAGGUCGCUGUCAUCCUUCACUUGCUUGGACCGAGAUGAAGAUCUGCCUUACAGAAUGAGAUGACCUUUAGUUCAAGGUCACUGUCAUCCUUUGCUCGCUUGGUCUGAGAUGAAGACUCACCCAAUAUUGAGUUGACCUUCAGCUGAAGGUCACUGUCAUCCUUCUCAACACUGUGGAGUUCAGAUUUCACUACAUCAAGGCAGUGAUCUCCAAAGUCUGACAAUUGGACAGCUUCAUUUCCAACAUUUCCUCUCCUGGAGUCCAACAGUCCACAGACUUGUUCUAACCAAGAUGCGGAUAUCACUACUGUGACUAAAACACUCGGGUUUCUCUACCACUCUGAUCCUUCAAAUACUAUCUACUCAACAGCAAACUCAAUGACUGUCUACUCAACCACAAACUCCAGCAAAAACCAGCAAAGACAAAGACUCCAUGGACAUGAAUCUGUCCAAACAAGAACCCAAGCAACAUUGAUACAUCCCUUCUCACGUGGUAUUCUACAAGUUAUGGCUGCUGUAUCCAGCUGCUGCAACUCUUGGAAAAGUGGUAAUACAUUCACAAUCCAAGCUAAUGUUUCAUCAAUCUCAGGCGAAACAAACUCCUAUGGUGCUGACUCUCUACUUCUCAUGGUAGCAUUCAUCAGGAACACUGGCCUUCAUUAUUUUUUACCUACACCAGAGGUGUCAGGGAACAACAGUCCAGGGUCCUGUCCCACAGAGCAAUCUUAUCGUAUGCCUGUUACAAUCAUCUUAGCGCUAAGAUUGUUUGUGGAACGGAGCCCAGCAUGCAUGAAGAUUGUGCAUGAUAACCAUCUUGCACAAUCUCAUUAAAAUAAGAACUUUAACUCUGUUACGAUAACUCGCUGUGUGAAUCCUCCAUAGGUAAUCACAUCAGGUUAACCCUUUGCAAACAUUGACAUCUCAAUAACAAACAAAAUCUGGGAUUUCUUGAGACAAUUAGAAAUCAGCAUCCUAAAAUUAAUUGGCUUCACUUCUUUGCCACGUCAAUUUGGAAAUAUAUAUCUUAUCGUAAGAAAACAUAUACAGGACACACACUAACCUUUGACAGUACACCCUUUUUGAGAGUUGAGUCCAUGGCAGUUAGAAACGACAGGGUGUUUAAACUCUCCACAAGAACAUGCCCAUUAAUGUUCAGUAUUUUAGAUACAGAAAAUAGAUAUGCAGCUCGGAAUCCUUUGUUUUCUUGUACCGAGAACGUAGAAGCUUCAAUGCUGAUUGGCUGAUGAGAAAGUUCACCUGAAGAUGAACUCCCACGGAAGGUCAAAUCUUCACACACAGAGGUAUCAUAUCAGAGUAAAAGAUAAUUAUUUUCAUUGCUUCAAUUAUUAUUUUAAAAUUUGGAGGCAUCAAUUUUACAAAAUUAAUUCAUUUCUUUAUUGAGCAAUUCAUUUCUCUAUCUAGGUUUGUUUCCAUAAAUAUCCCAGACCCCUGUAAAGAUAAAAUGGUUUGGUCCCUCUCUGUCAGUGGUUUGCCUGAAGUUCCCUUAUACUUACCUAUGUCUGUGAUGAUUAUGACUUUUGUCAAAGGUCAUGCAAGGGUCAGUUUUAUGCAAUGAAGUUUUAUAUUUGUUUCCAUCUUUACUUCUCUACCGGUGACCAGGAGAGUACAAACAUGUUUAAAUGCUACAAGACGUAUAACAAUUAUAACAAUGCAUGGUGCAAGAAAGAUGGAGAGAACAAAAUAAAACACACACGGUUCAUCUCACUGAUGAGAGCUAACAAACACCCACGUCCCACAGCAUUCAAAUAAGAGAGACAGGAUGUUUGAGUUUUUUUAACUUGCUAGACUUCUGAAAAUGGUUGGCUGAUAACUUUGAAAGAUAAGAGAUCUCACAAAAAGUGUACAGAGGAAUUGGCUUUUGUCUUAUCGCAUUUAGUUACAUGUACACGUUCAUGGGAACAACUAUGAAGGUUUGUCACUCUCUUGUUGAAACAAACCUGAUUCUGGCAAGACUGGAUGAAUAAUCUAAGUAUCAUUGACCCUUUUACAUUUAUAUUUAGGAGAGGUUUUUUAAUUCAACUGAUGCAAACUUACACCAAAAAAAUAUUGCACUUAAAACAGGUUAAACUGCAAGACAAUUGGAUGCAAUAUGUUAAUCGACAAAACAAAUUUAUCUAACACUGCACACAUGGGAACAGAUUCAGAUAAGUAUUUGAAGAAAAAAAAUAAUUUCUAAAAUGUUAUUUUUUUAUUUGUUCAUGAUUUUUCAAUGAAACCAAAAAAUAGUGGCAUAACAAACAAGACUGAACGGGAAAAAAAAUCAGUUGUUUACAUAUUCAGUACUCAGUGUGCACUGGUCCCAGCUGAUAUCUCCCACAGGGAUCCUCUCUUCUCUCCAUGUUUCUUGGCACCAGUACAUAGCUAGACUUGCUGUAAGUAGGCGCUUUAUUUUAUGAGUAUUGGAGAGGUAACAUAUUGCUUACAUCAUAUCACUAUUUGCUCAAAGCUUGGUUUUUGAGUUCCAGUUUCAUAGACUGUCUCCUGUUCCACAAAGCAAUCUUAGCACUACGACUAGUAAAGUAAUGUCAAAGUAUACAAGUCAAGAUCAUCUUUGUGCUAAGACUGAUUUGUGAAACAGGGCAUAUUAUUGCAUUAUAAGAAGCAUACUUGAAGUGAAUGCUUCAGCUGUGAUAUAACAGAAGUCUGUUCACUGGUUGGCUUGUUUCCCUGUGUAAUUGUCUGUGUACAGAGGCAAGGUCUGUGGUUGGAGCACACAGAUUUUCUAUAACCUGCAUACCUUACAAGAGACUAUAUUUGAGAUAUAAAAAUUGUAGCGUAUGUGAAUAUAUUACCCAUAUGGUCCAAGGCAGGUGAUGAUUAAGUGUCAUUAAGUGAUGACAUCACACAUUCUCAAUGUAGCAUUGUAUGAAGAAUGUUCACUUUCCAAUGCAGCUCUCAAUAGGAGAGCUACAGCUUAUUGUGAAGCGGAUAAUACAUGUAUUUUAAGUGUAUAAUACAGAUUUUAAAACAUGAUGUGAUGUGAAACUUCAAAACAGAAUCUCUACUUAUAAUCAUCCUAUAAAUCAAAGACAAUAUUUUUUUCCAUUGAGGAAUAAGGAGUUAGCUAUUGUGAGUAUAUUUUACAAACCCAAGGUCAGAAUUCUAGUAAGAUCCCUACUUCCCAUGAAGACAAAUCACAGAUUAUGUUUUCAACUGAGUGAGAAGAAAAGUAAGCUUUCUUGUCCCUCUGAUUGACAUGUGCUACAUGCAUGGCAUUAGAUCCGAUAUUUGUCAUGGAGAUGUCCCAUUUAUAUACAAUACUCUCAUGUAUACAGCCACUUUAAUGGCUCACAAGGUGGUCUGAGCAUUAGUCAAAGCACUCUGAUGGCUGUGUGAAUAUGACUCACAUAUCAAAUGGAUUGAGCGUAUCAACUGAUCAUCCGUGGAGCAGGUAUCAAACAUACCAAGUCCUGUUCAGCUUUGGCCCACUUGAAAUCUUAGCAAUCUUAGCACUAUGACUGUCAUAAGUCAUAGUGCUAAGAUCAAUGAGCAAGUGGACCGUGUAGAAACAAAUCACUGCUUAGGCUACUGCAACUCCUGUACUUAGACUUUCAAUAGACCUAUGGUAGACACACAAUAGACUUCUGGUAGACACACAAUAGACCUCUGGUAGACACAAUAGACCUCUGGUAGACACACUAUAGACCUCUGGUAGACACACAAUAGACCUCUGGUAGACACACAAUAGACCUCUGGUAGACACACAAUAGACCUCUGGUAGACACAAUAGACUUUUGGUAGACACACAAUAGACUUCUGGUAGACACAAUAGACCUCUGGUAGACACACAAUAGACCUCUGGUAGACACACAAUAGACCUCUGGUAGACACACAAUAGACUUCUGGUAGACACACAAUAGACCUCUGGUAGACACACAAUAGACAUCUGGUAGACACACAAUAGACCUCUGGUAGACACACAAUAGACUUCUAGUAGACACACAAUAGACCUCUGGUAGACACACAAUAGACUUCUGGUAGACACACAAUAGACUUCUGGUAGACACACAAUAGACAUCUGGUAGACACACAAUAGACUUCUGGUAGACACACAAUAGACUUCUGGUAGACACAAUAGACUUCUGGUAGACACACAAUAGACAUCUGGUAGACACACAAUAGACUUCUGGUAGACAUACAAUAGACUUCUGGUAGAAACACAAUAGACUUCUAGUAGACACACAAUAGACCUCUGGUAGACACACAAUAGACCUCUGGUAGACACACAAUAGACUUCUGGUAGACACAAUAGACAUCUGGUAGACACACAAUAGACUUCUGGUAGACAUACAAUAGACUUCUGGUAGAAACACAAUAGACCUCUGGUAGACACACAAUAGACUUCUGGUAGACGCACAAUAGACCUCUGGUAGACACACAAUAUACCUCUGGUAGACACACAAUAGACCUCUGAUAGACACACAAUAGACUUCUGGUAGACAUACAAUAGACUAGAUUAUAGUCACUGCAGGAUGAGCUGUUUGUGUCACAGGUGACCUGAGGCCUGAUCCAAAAAGUGAUCUUAGUGCUAAGGUGAUCAGAACUCCCAUUCUUUAACCUAGACUUAAGACAGACGUAGUACUAAGACUGCUCUGUGGAACAGGAACAGGGCCUCAUUUUCACAAAAGGAUCCUAGUGUUAAGAUUGUCUUAAGUCUCUUAAACAUAAGGGAUUCAUGACAAAUAUGGCACCAAGAUGGCUUUAUGUGAUGAGGACCUGAUAUCUCCAAAGGAGAGUAUGCAACUCCUGACUUCUCCCAUUGGACGAUUGAUAGGAUUGACAUAUACUUGCCAGUAUACAUAUAUGUAGCUAGUUAACAUAGCUAGUUUCUACCACCUUACACUCAGGUCAGUACCUUCCCAGGAAAUAGUGUAUUCAUUCAAUUUGGAUUUCAAAUUCUCAGAAAUAUAUUUCUGUUUUUCUAAGUCAGUUCUGAGAUAAACUUUAAUUUCUUCCACCUUAAUUUUUUUACACUUGGUAAAUUCAAUUUAAAAAACUAUGCAUCAAAAUGAGCAUUUCUGAUUAAAUGCAAGGUUUUAUACUUACCUGACGCUACACCUAUAGCAUUGUGUAGCACUGUGUAGCGUCAGGUAAGGUAAAACAUCAUUGUUUUGAUGGAACGUAUAGGUUUGAAUGAGGAACAUUUUUGUUCAACUUCCAGUGUGUUAUACCAAUCAGUGGCUGACAACCAAUAAACUAAUACUGUACUCCUUUUCCUGAUACUGCAACAUGGAUCCAGUAUAACAUGGCUUUAAUAGGAUGCUACCACUACUGUAACCAAAGAGUGACUCUUGAGAAUGGACCAUUACUUGUAGUUUUCAUGAAUAUAUAUAUUUAGAUUUCCAAAAUAUGCUUUUACUAGUAAAUCUCAAACAGAGUAAUUAAACAGUUCAUUUGCAAUUUUUUGAAACUUUAAACAUUAAUUUGAUUUGAAAGGUAAUGACCUUUUGGGUAAAAGAUCAUGACACGAUAUUUUCAAGAAAUGGUUAUUUAUAUUCUUUCAAAUGUACAAACCAUUUCACAUUCAAGAAUCAUAUCAACUCAAAGUGUAAAAUAUGCCAGUUCAUUCAUAGACUGUUUUUUAUUUUCAGAUUUCUUAUCAUAAACAUGUUGUUUUACUGUUGACAAGAUAAAAAUUUAUUUAACAUUUGUUCGCAGUUUGUGUUCUGACAAUACUAAAACUUUGUAUUUACAAACAAAUUUUUGAAACUUACAGGUGCUAUGACAAGGAUUUCUAACUCACGUAUGUAUAUAUCUGGUGCUAUUUGUUUGAGAAUGACCUCACUGGAAGGUCCUCCACUGUUCAAGUUAUGUAGGAAUGUAGGUAUUUUGUAGUUAAUAAAAUCUACCAAACGCU